Molecule: messenger RNA, 396 nt
Organism: Porites lobata
Lineage: Eukaryota; Metazoa; Cnidaria; Anthozoa; Scleractinia; Poritidae
Source: the annotation of a GenBank genome assembly
GUGGGUCUGGUUCUUGACCCUUCCAGGCAUACCCUAAGGGGAAGCUUCUUUGGUCCACAGUUGCAUCAAGAGAAGGUAGAUAAUAAGGCUGCAUUGGAAAAAGAUAAAGGUUUGUUUCAGGUAUAUCUUGUAAAGGAAAUGCUUUGUUUUGUUAUGGAAUGGAUUGUUACAGCGAUAUUGGAUUCUACCUGAUAUUUCCUUUGUCCUCUGGGUAUUUUUGCAGAGUUUCCAAGGUUUUGCCUCACAGAGAUGAACAAGUCAAGAAGAAACUCAGCUGCUUUGUUUGAUAGGUCCCUUAGGUUCCGGACACCCUUGCCUCUUGGAUUAUUGGUAAGGAACCAGGUACAAAAGUCUUCUGCACAUCUGUUUGCACUUAUGGCCUAUGCAGCUGCCUGA